This is a messenger RNA of Entamoeba invadens IP1, 1275 nucleotides long. RefSeq lists its product as hypothetical. Bases 1 to 1275 code for a protein of 424 amino acids. The transcript has a single exon. The record is from RefSeq and is a predicted model, not a curated record. NCBI's taxonomy places the organism in Eukaryota, Evosea, Mastigamoebida, Endamoebidae.
AUGAAAAACAUUAAAGACGAAUUUAAAAAUUUAAUAAAAACAUCCAAAAUGAUCCAACUUGAUGGCUUCCAUAUUAUGAUUGUUUCGAAAUACUUUUAUUCAAUCACAGACUUUAAAGUUCUUACUAAAGUGAAUAGCAAAUUUAAAGAUACUUUAAGUAAGUUUCACUUUAAUCCAAUCCCGCUUACUACUGUAACACUUAAAUAUUUCCCAAACAUUGAGACACUCAAUAUAUGGUCUGUUGAUGAUGAAUGCUUUGGUAAUCAAAUUCUGCUAAAUAAAAGCCUUCAACAGAAAACGAAAAAAGUCAAUUUCUUUAAAAUUAUUGUGUGGUACCAAGUGACUUAUAAUAAACUAUGUCCACCAAACAAAACCAAUCUUAAAACAGCCGAAGUUGUUUACAAAAAUGUUUUCUAUGAAAAAGAAGAAAAUUUCAAAUUGAUUCCUCAGAACCAAAACAUCACAAAAUUGGCGAAGUUCACAAAGUCGUCCGAACUCUCUUCGAUACAAAUUCCAAGAACUGUAACAGCUUUAGAUAAUGAUUGCUUCAAAGGAUGUAUUUCUUUAACAUCAAUUGAUUUGCCCAAUUUAAUAACAUCAUUGGAAAGAUCAACAUUUGAGAACUGCUCAUCUCUUCGUUAUGUGACACUUCCAAACCGACUCAAAUGUAUUAAAAGUGAGUGUUUUUAUGGCUGUAGUGUUUUGAAAGAGUUGGAUAUGUCACCCGAAGUUGAUUCAAUUGGGAUGAACGCCUUUGCAUAUUGCAAGCAAAUUGAAGAAAUGGUUGUCUCUCCGUUAGUCUCUUUACUCAGAAAAAAUACAUUUUACAACUGCAGUUCACUCACAAAAGUCGUUCUACCAAACUCCAUUUGGAAAAUAAGUGAGUCUUGUUUCAUGGGCUGUGAAAGGUUGUUCGAAAUCAAAAUACCAUCUAGUGUCUCUUUUCUUGAUAACUGUGCAUUUUGUGAGUGUAAAGCUAUCACUGGAAUUGUUAUACCAAACGGCGUGAGUUAUAUAUCAAAUAAAUGUUUUGCUAAAUGCUCAAAUCUUGUUAAAGUGGAAAUGUCUUCAAAUAUUGAGUGGAUUGGAGAAGAAGCGUUUGCUGCAUGUAGUAGACUUAGUGAAAUAGAAAUACUUUCAAAGGUGAGAUUGUUGAGAAAUCGAUGCUUUGAAGACUGCUCAAAUUUAACCAAAGUAAUAAUUCACGGGAUAGAACCACAAAACGAAUCACAGUGCUUUAAUGGGUGUAACAUUUUCACAAAAGAAUUCAAAUAA